AUGAGGGCAUUUGUGGCAACCACUCAGACCUUCACCCAGAAGUGCGAUAAGUGUCAGCGAUUUGCCAACAUCCCACAACUUCCAGCUGAGCUGUUGACAGCCAUGGUCAAUCCUUGGCCAUUUGCCCAAUGGGGACUUGACCUCGUUAGACCUAUGCUUGAGGGCAAGGGCCAAGUCAAGUAUGCAGUUGUAGCUAUGGACUACUUCACCAAGUGGGCUGAAGCUGAGGCCUUAGCCACCAUCACUGCAGCCCGCAUCGAAACUUUUGUUUGGCAAAACCUCGUAUGUCGCUUCGGCAUCCCCAACACCAUCGUCACGGACAAUGGCCGGCAAUUUGACAAUGCCAAGUUCAAACAAUUUUGUUACAACCUCAAGAGUCUUUGCUUCGCCUCUCCAGCCCAUCUUAAGUCUAAUGGCCAGGUGGAAGCCAUGAACAAGAUCAUCAAGAAAACUCUAAAAACCAAGCUUGACAAAGCUAAGGGUUGCUGGCCAGAGCUACUCCUAGAGGUUCUCUGGUCCUACUGCAUCACCUUCCGUACCUCAACAGGAGAAACACCUCUCUCUCUCUCCUUUGGUACCGAAGCAGUGGCACUAGUGGAGAUUGGCCAGCCCACAUACCGAACCUCCAUUUAUGAGGCCGAAGUCAAUGACGAGCAGCUAGCCCUGAACCUCGACUUCAUCGAUGAGCUUCGUGACCAAUCCAACAUGCGCAAUGUCGCGUACAAACAGUGCAUCGCUAAGUACUACGACUCCCGAGUCAAGCCCCGUGCUUUCAAACUUGGAGACUGGGUCAUGCGCAAGGUUUCCUUGGCCACCAAGAAUCCCACUGAAGGUACCUUGGGCCCAACAUGGGAAGGUCCUUAUGAGGUUACCAAAGUCUGCCGCCCCGGCACUUAUCAGCUUCGUGAUACCAAGGGCAAGACCUUGCCUCAUCCUUGGAAUGCUGAUCACCUCAAAUACUUCUAUAAGUAA
Molecule: messenger RNA, 972 nt
Organism: Prunus armeniaca (apricot)
Lineage: Eukaryota; Viridiplantae; Streptophyta; Magnoliopsida; Rosales; Rosaceae
Source: the annotation of a GenBank genome assembly